AUGAAACAGAUCAAUGUGUCCGUCGUGGGUCUUUCCGGGGUCGAGAAGGACAAAGGUCAGCUGGGCGUAGGCAAGUCCUGUCUCUGCAAUCGAUUCGUUCGCCCGAAAACGGACGAUUAUGCCAUCGAUCACAUCUCGGUUCUGAGUCAGUCGGACUUUAGUGGGCGCGUUGUGAACAACGAUCACUUUCUCUACUGGGGAGAGGUGCGCAAAACAUCCGACGAGGGCAUCGAGUACAACUUCAGUGUGGCCGAACAGACCGAGUUCGUUGACGAUGCCACUUUCCAGCCGUUCAAAGUUGGUAAAAUGGAGCCAUACAUCAAGCGGUGCGCCGCGAUUCGGCUCGCCUCACAGGAGAAGCUUAAGUACAUCUGUAAAAACCAGCUCGGCAUCGAACACGAAUACGAGGAGGUGGUGCUACCGGAAGGGCGCUUCCUCGUCGACGGGUUCGUCUGCGUGUUUGACGUAAGCGUCGUACCGAACCGGACGGUCGAGAAGCAGAUCGAGUUCGUGACGCAAAUCAUCGGCAACGUGCUGAAGAACAAGAAGCCGAUCGUGUUGGUGACGACCAAGAACGACGAUGCCAGCGAGCUGUACGUGCGCGAGGCGGAGAAAAUAUGCUCGCGCAAGGAGUAUAAGGGCCAGAUACUGCUGGUCGAAACGUCCGCGCACGAGAGCAUCAAUAUCGACUUGGCAUUCGUCGUACUAGCGCAGAUGAUCGACAAGGCGAAGCAACGCUCAAAGAUCCCGUCAUACGUAGAGGCCGCGCGGCAGCGGACCGAUCUGCUGAACGCCAGCACCGAAUACGUGACACGGCUGAUACGGAACCAGAUCACCGACCAUCGGUCGAUCUGGAGCAGCUCGUCGAAGAAGCUUUCCAAUCACCGUGAAUGGAGCGACUUUCUCGAGUUGUUCGGCCAGGAAGCUGGUCAGCGUAUCUUUCGCCGGCAUUUGAAAAAGCUGCGCGAGGACUACCAAGCGAAAAAACUUCAAAGCUACGUGGAUUCGUUCACUUGCGUGCUGCAGGAGCUGCUGCCCGACAUCAACAGCAUCAACCUGGAACUGGAUAGUUUCGGCGACUGGUCAUCAAUCCGCGGUUACUUCCGCAACCAUAUUGACUACGAGCAGUAUUUUUUCGACGUGGUCGAACGAGGUGGCAGUUGGGCGGAGCUGAGUGACAUGAGUGACGUCGAAGACGAAAACCGGAUACCAUUCGACAUUCUCGACACGCCCGAUGCCGAAACUGUCUUCAAGAACCACAUGAACGCAUUACAGCAAGAGCAGAAACGAUUAGAAUGGAAGAAACAGUUCAAGAAGCUGUUGGAGGAAACUGGCUAUGUGACGCCCGGCAAACAGCUUUCAGAGGUGCGCGUUCUAUUUAUGGGGCGCGAGUGCUUCGAAGCACUGUCUGAGCACGACUGCCAACAAAUCUACGACAACCACCAGCGAGAGCUGAUUGAGACUGCGAAACACAACUUCCAGGAGCUUCUGAUGGAGCAUGCUGAUCUAUUCUACCACUUUAAAAACAUCGAACCGUCUGGCACGAUCACUCAGAACGACAUCAAGGAGAUCACGGACGUUCUGCAGGAGGAUCUACGGUAUAAAAUGCUCGAUCGACUUGACCAGGACCGAAAGUUAAUGUUGUUUCAGCAUCUCGGCUUCGUACACUGUCCAAUCCGCGAGCACUGUCCCGCUUUUCCGAAUUGCGUCGAUGCACUUAUAGAGCGGAUAUUGAUCGCCAACCAAAAUGCGCCGAAUCCGCGAUUCGCCCAAAAGGAUGGGCAGUUGCAGUUAAAUCUGAUCGUGAUCGGGCUCGAUUACAUAGCGGCCGACUUUAUCGACAAAAUACACCAGAACUGCAAUGACAAUGGCGAGUACAUCGUCGAUGGGCAAGUGUACGGCCUGAACAUCGAAACGAUCAAUCGUGAUAACGAUUCAUUCUCGUUCGAACUGCAAUCUAAGGGAUUGUUUUGUUGCUACUCGAACCGCACCACGUUACAGUACGUGUACGAAGUGCUUGACCGACUAUUGGCCGACAGUCUUGACUUCAAGGACAGCGUCAGCAAUCUGCACAUCGUUUUCAUGAGCGAUGAUAAAAACGAGCAAAGCACGCUGCACCAGCUGCAGACAGACGGUCAGUCACUGGCCGAGAAGUUGCACUGUGUAUUCAUCGACGAGAACGAAUUCUUUGUGUCACAGCAGCAAAGCAAGUUCAUCGACACCACACUCAACAGUGUGAUCGACUCGAUACCGUUCGAGGAUCUUCGGUACGGGCUUACGCUGCACGAUCUUCCCGACCUGCGGUUGAUUUUAUGUUUGUUUUGUGGUGAUCCAUUCUCAUUCGAGAACCUACUCAGCUCGCUGAUGCUCGAGCAGUCCUGCAUCAGCGCGGGCGAGCGUAACAUCAUCUUCGAGAUGUUUCUCGGCGACUCAAAGCGACGCGUAGAGCUGAUCCUAUCCUCCUACCACGGCGCCAACGCGUUUCGCGACGAUCUCAUCCACGGCUUCAUUCUGCUUUACUCGAGCAAGCGCAAAGCGUCCCUGUCGACGCUGAGCGCGUUUUCGCUCAACAUCCCCAAUCUGCCGAUGCAGAUUGUGGCGGUUGCCGAGCAAGGAGGCGUGAACGCAUUUUUUAACAACGACCUGUCGCAGCUGCUGAUUACAGAGGGAAACGCAAUCGCCGACAAGUUGCGGGCCCACUUUGCAACCGGGUCGGACGACGAGGGUCUGUUUCGGUUCGCCGCAUUUGCACCGUUCCUUAAAGAGGCAUGGGACAAGAAGCCAGAAAUUGAGCAUGCGUUUAAUAUGGAGGAACCGCUAACUAUCGAUUCGGGUGAGGGCACAAUGGAACACUCCAUGCACCAUCACCACCAUCCACACCAACAGCAGCAAACGCAGCAGGCGCAACAACAGUCCCAGGUUCCGCAACCACCGCCACGCUACGAGAGCUACCUCAUCAAUGGGUCAGCGACGACCUAUCGUAGCGGGCAUCAGCAUGGCCACUCGGUUCACGGCCAGCAGUCCGGCCACCAUGGCCAGCAGCAGAAAAUGUCACAGCAACUUUUCGACAAUCGCUCGAUCAACUCUUUCGACGAUCUCGACAGUCUCAAGCAGCAAGAGCAGCACCAGCAGCUGCACGUCGCACAGCAGUUGCACGGUCAGCAACAGCAGCAGUACAAUAACAUGUACUAUUACGAGGACAGCAGUGAGUUCGACAAGGGUGGCAGCAAUCAAGGCUUCCAGAUCUAUCCACCGCCGACGACGCCUCCGGAGCCGGCUCCUCCCGACCAUCUACUGACACCGUCAUCCAUACUGCGCCAACUGAAGGCAAAUACCGUGUCGCAGUCUCAGUCAAGUUUGGAGGAGAUCAACUCCGACGUCAGUGGAUCCAAGGAUUCGAUCAACACCUACGAUUCAGGCUGGUUAGAUGACGGAUUUCUUAUACCGAAGCAAGAUAACAAGCAAAGUGAGGACUUGUGGAAAAACGUAAAUGCUCACCACGCAUUCACGACUGGGCGCCGCCCUAACCAAUCGUCAUUUGCAAGAAAAGUACGGCCCAAAGGACCGAGCCAAACCCUAAAGCAGCCGGGAAAACUAAACCUGAAAAGUUUCGCCAUCGUCAACGAGGCGAUCGCUCGUAUGAAUGUUGGUGGCGCUGGUGGUGGUGGAUGUGAUAGUGGUGGAGGAUCUGGAGAAGGUCCUGGAGCCGGCACGAUGACAGAAAAAGAAAAAAAGAAAAAGGCAAAAAAAUUGCUGCAACAGCAACAACAGCAGCUCGAGCAUGCUCCGUUAGCCGCGCCGGAGGACGACAGCGAAGAGUACGAGGACGAGGCCGGCUAUGAACAGAUCAAUGACGCGUUCAGUGACGCGGUGAACAAUGUGGCGAGUCAAUUAUUUACGACGUUCUCGGGUGGUGGUGCGAGUCGCGCCUCGGACGGAACGGGCCCGGGUGGUCACGAGUUAACUACCAAUAAAAACAAGCUGCGCCAGCGGCGAGAGAAGGAGCAGAUAUUCAACAUUCCUGAGUAUUCGGACUCGGAGAGCGAUUCCAGCUCGCUGGAGCACAAACGUUCCACGGACGGUUACUCAAAGAUAAAUCGGAAAGCACAAUCACAUAAACGGCACCGCAAAAAGCGCACUGCUAUACCGGUGCAACCACCGAAAAUACCGAUCGGCCCGUUCGGAUCAUCGACAAGUACGGUCGGUGAAGGUACGGCUUGUGGUGGUGGACUGACGCUUGGCACAACUAGCGGUGGCGGUGCUCCACUUGGGACAUCCCUCGUCGGUAUGCCGAUGAUGUACCAGAAGCUAAAGAAUGAGAAAAACAUCGAAAAGCAGGACCAAGAUGAAUCCAGCGUCGACGUUUCUUCCCCACGUGACAACAACUCUCCAAUCUUCGGAGUGUUACCAAAGUCUGGUGAGCGCGAGAAGCUAAUCCCAAAGCACAAGAACUGGUUUGGUAAAGAGAUCGACUCGAGCAGUAAAGCCAGCAGUAAGGAGUCGCGAGAUGCACGUAGCACUACGAAAGCAAAUGCUAAAGGCUCGAAAAAUGCGACAGUAGCGGCCCAACCUUCACUAUCUAGCUUCAAGCAGUCGGACAAGAACCUGGUGCCAUUGUUCGUAGAAAAAUGCGUCAAAUUUAUUGAACAGGAAGGUCUCGAUUCCGAAGGGAUUUAUCGCGUGCCCGGCAACCGAACGCAUGUCGAUUUGCUUUACCAGAAAUUUGAAGAAGAAGUGAACGUCGACAUCGAGAUUUUGGACAUUCCGGUAAACGCCGUUGCUACGGCACUGAAGGAUUUCUUCGCCAAGCGCCUGCCGGCCCUCUUUAGUGCGGAAAUAAUGAGUGAGUUGGAAGAAAUCGCUGGUUCACGACCUUUGCAGUCAAUCACCAGCCUCAACAUGGAGGUGAAAACCGACCGAAGCUGCCGAUUGAUUGCGUUGCGUGGCCUUCUGAAUAAGCUGCCGCCGAGCAACUUCGCGAUACUCAGUUUUAUUUUUCAGCAUUUUGUGAGGGUAUCUGAGAACUCGAAAUUAAACAGUAUGGACAGUAAGAACCUGGCGAUAUGCUGGUGGCCGACGCUGCUGCCGAUUGAGUUCACCGACAUGAUGCGUUUUGAAACGAUGCGCCCUUAUCUGGAAGACAUUGUUCAAACGAUGAUUGAUCAGUUUCCCUUUCUGUUUUGCGGCGAAGAAGCGUUCGUGAUGGUUUGAUGCGCAUAAAGGAUGGCACGGUGGUGGAUGAAAAUGGAGUAGUGAGAUUUACCGUACGCAUAGUGAAGGCGUUUACUGCACGCAUAUUUGGAUUGUUGGAAAACGACGGCACACCGCCCUCCCACCCCACGACUUUGCCUCUUGUCACCAACAUAUUAUACAUAGUAACCACCACAUACAGACGAAAGGAAGAAAUAGAUAAGCAGACAGGAGUUUCUUUUCCAUUUUCAAUGUGACAGGUACAUAUUCUGCUUGCCUAGAAUCUGUGACAAGUUUGUGUAAAAUGAUUUCAUGUGUGCACAGUAUUGACUAUUCAAAUAUUACCCAUAAAAUCUUUGUAUCGUUAUACACUCGAGGAUAGAUGAGAGAUGCAAGGCAAAUUUUCGCAGAGAGCUGACGAAAUGGAGUGACCCCAUCAAUUCAUUUCAUAGACUGUCUCAUCGUUUCAAUUGUAUCACGGCACUUGUUGCGUGCAACUUUUCCAGAGGUGAGAUGAUAUCUGCCAAUAUUGGAGAACGAGUGAAACAGUGAAUAUGUUUUGCCCUUUCUUUGCCAUGGGUAAUACCCACCCAAUAGUAUCUUUUGAUUGAUAAUACGUACAAAGCAGUAUAAUGCUGUACACGACGACUUGGCUUAAGGAACAUUCGCGCAUGAGAAGUGUGAUAAAAUCCUAACUAAAUGCCACAGCUAUUAAGUACCGAUUGCUUUUGGCUUUCUGAAGUGAACGGCCUAUUACUUUUCUUAGGGCGCAAGAACGAACCAUGGAGUAAAAUAUAAAAACAAAAAGCACACACACACACACACACACACCACAAUUCCGAAAAAUCAUUCUACUGAAAAGAAAUAACAAAAAUACAUGUUGGAGUAUUUUUUCUCCCCAAGUAUUUAUUUGUCGUUUGUCUGUUGCCCACAGAUAAGAAAAGUAUAAAGGGAAAGAUGAUAGUAGAAAUACAGGGUGCGUAAUCACGACAGGAGAUAUUUAAAUGUAGGAUAACUCCGCCGUUUUUAGUCGAUUUUAGUAAAUGAACAAGAUUUUUUAAGGGUAUAGAAUGCCGUUUAUUGAUAAUUCACUCAGAAUACAAUGUCGUUCAUAUGACCGCGUCUAUUAAACACAAAAAAAGCGGCCUUUUUGGGCAUUUUUAAUUGUAUUUCACAACAUUUCGGGCGUAGUAGCAGCAAUUUCCGCUGUGAUGUUAGCUUUCAGUUCUGCAAUGCUCUUCGGUUUGCUUGCACAUGUACACCUUACUGUUCAAAUAGCCCCACAGAAAAAAGUCAGAAGAAAUUCGGCAACAAUAAGCACGCACAGUUUUCACAGUUGAACGAUUAUUUUCAAUGUAGAGCGCUACAAUUUCAGCCCGCUUUUGACGUAAAUCGAUCUAUGACUAAAACGGCAUAGGCUUUCAGAAUCUGGCUUUUUUGUCAAAACCGACUGGCAAGUGGCGGAGUAAUUUAACCAUUGAAUAUCUCCUAUCAUGAUUACGCGCCCUGUAUAAAGACAGAAAGGAGAUUAAAUAUUGGAAGGCGUAUUAGGUUGUCGUAUAUUUAAUUACGCAAUAUUUUUGAAAACGUAACAGAGGAUCCGGAAAAGAUAGGAAAAAGCUGCAAAUCUUAUUGCUAUUCGAAUAAUGCCCUGCCACAUAAAAUUAAAAAAAAAAACAAAACAACAAAACAAUGACAACAGCAAGAAAAGAGUUCGUGUUGAUAGUUCCUUCAAGAAGAAGGAAAGCGAGCAGUCGGUAGGUGCUAUGGAAAACUAAAAUAGGUGAAGGUAAAGUAGAUGAGGAAAAUAAGAAAAAACAUGUGUAUUGCGUGUCCGGUGCAGUAGUAGCAAUCGCACACAAGUCCCUUUCGUAUUAUAUGUCUAUUGAUACCGCAGCAGUUAUUAUAUUUUUUUUUGCAUCGGCUUCUUGGUGACUACAUGCAUUUCCAAUCUUUAAAAAAACGAAACUAUUAGAAGCAGUUCCAAUGGAAUCGUGCAAUGCAAAGCAGACCGUGUCCUGUUUUACCUAAUGAAGAAACAUAGUCAAUUGAGCAAUACAAUUUUUCGUGCAGCAUAGCCAAUUACGGAUUGCCAAAAAAGGCUUCCGCGAUGUAGACAAAUGAUUAAACCAUCAUCGCAAUGGUAUCAACCCCAUUAAAAAAAAUUAAAUGCGCCGUCGCAAAAUGACAUGUUUUGGCAAUGAAAAUGAAUGGUUUGGCAAUGGAAAUGUUUUGGCAAUCUAUAAUUGCCCCCGCCCUAAAAAACGAACCGUUACAUAGAGCAUCAGAGAUUAACAUGCUCUCUGGUGCAGGAUAAGACCGCUUAGCGGUUGUUCCCGAAGAAGAAGAAGAAGAAGAAGAAGAAGAAGAUAAUUGGCCAAGCUGCACGAAAAAUGAUAUUGCUUUGACUUUCGAACAAACUACCGAUAAUGCUACCGAUACAAAAAACGACCUGUAAACAAAUAUGUGGUGAUAAAAACGAAACUAUUAAUUAAUGUCUUGUAAUAUAAUUUUAUUCUAGCAUUAUGCUUACGCUUCUGUUAACUCUUAAAACGGAUGUCCAGUGAAAGCUGCAGACGUGUAGAAGCAAGACAUGCGUUCAUUAUUCCAAACUUAAACAAAUAUCGUGGAUUCUUUCGGGUUUGCGUGUAGAAAAACCAGAAAAAAAUACACAAAAACAUGUUGAAAAUGUUUUUUUGUACUUUGCAUUCUUUCAUUUGCGUAAUUCGCGGAACCUUACUGCGGUGGUAAGACAAUGCGUUUCGUGCAUUUUUAUAAAGCGUAAGAUGCACGUUUUUCAUUCGCAUGAUGUUUUAUAAUGGCAUGUUAUGUUUGCCUUUGCCGUGCGGAGAAAAUGCAAUUCUUGUGACUUUUAAAAUACACACACACGCGAGUGAUGAAAACAAUCGGGGAAAGCAGACCGAUCUUGCGCUGUUGCGGCGCGAGACGUCCAGCAUUCAAUGUGUAAAUUAACUAUAUAAUGGCAACAAACAGCUCACAGCGUCAAACGAGAAGUGAAAAAAGAAGGAAAAACCAAUCGCCCUCCGGAGCUAGAUUUCUAAACCUAGAGCAUCACUAAACAUUGGUGUAUAAGUAUAAAACAACAGUUAAACACUGCAGCAAGCAAACACAAGAAAGCACAAACAUAAAUCAUGUAUUGGCUUUUUUAACUAUUUCGCACUGGUAUUCUCUUUCUAUUCAUCGUGCUGUUGACUGUACCUUGUGCGUGUGUAUGCCUCAUUCAAGCGCAAGCAAAGCAGAGAAACGAUUUGAUAAACAAAGUGACUGCACUGCGUACAUGCUAGGUGAAAAAGAAGUCGAAAGAAGGAGCCGUGACUUUGAAUCUUGCUAGAUACCACUAUGCACUACCAUUUUACUCUCUUCCUCGCUUUUUCCAUCCUAUGGACCGUGCGCUGUGUGAUUGGUCAUCAGACGUCUUAGGCAGCCGCGAUCGCGUUGGAAACACCGUUGGAACGUUGAGUCGAAAGAGCCACUGACCGUUUGGAAAGCGAUCGAAUAAAUUAGAUAAGAAACCGAUGUGAUCCGACGGAAGAUGAGAACUAUUUUAAAGCUUAAACAAUACUCAAUUAUAUUUUAAAACACAAUGAAAUGUCCACAAUUGUAUGUGCAGUCUCUGU
Messenger RNA from Anopheles cruzii, 8828 nucleotides. It is a transcript of the gene RhoGAPp190, whose product is annotated as rho GTPase-activating protein 190. The transcript has 11 exons. Gene Ontology annotation, molecular function: GTPase activity; GTP binding. The record is from RefSeq and is a predicted model, not a curated record. Lineage: Eukaryota; Metazoa; Arthropoda; Insecta; Diptera; Culicidae. The coding region runs from base 1 to 5211 and encodes 1736 amino acids. Gene Ontology annotation, biological process: signal transduction.